Molecule: messenger RNA, 948 nt
Organism: Yarrowia lipolytica CLIB122
Lineage: Eukaryota; Fungi; Ascomycota; Dipodascomycetes; Dipodascales
Source: RefSeq, a predicted model, not a curated record
AUGGCAGCAAACAAAGGUAAGGCCCAAGGAGGCAAGAAAAAGAAGACUGGUAAAAACAGUAAGGCCACAGGAUCCACCCCAAAAUCUGCCAAAAACCAAGCCAAUGAAGCAGACAACACCCCGGAGUGUCUGAAGCAGCUCCAAACGGCCAUGGCGGCUUUUAUGGCUAUUCUUGAACGCAAGCUGAAGAAGUCGCCCCAACAACGGACUCAAGCGGCUUCCCUCGCACACGUUUCACUGGUGGUCAUUACAGGCUGCGAGGAUGACCGUGCAGCGGAACACGUAGAUUCGUUGAUCCCUAUUUUCAAUGAGCUGUGCGAGCACGAAAACCCAAUCUGGACGCCAACGGGCCAGACCACACUCAUCUCCACGCUCUCCGACAAGUUCACAAAAUGGGCAUCGGCGCAGGGACUGCUCUAUCAGUACACACGCUCUCUGGUUGAGGGCAGCACGAAUCCCAUCGAAGACGCGCCCCAGAUAGUCGAUAGCGCAACUCAAGACUACGGCAAGAUUGCGCAGACCAUUUUGGACUACUCAAACGGUAAAAAUGGGAACGACAACACAAACGGAGAGAAAGAGGCUACAGGACCCUCGCUCGACAGCAUGAUCGAAGCCCUAUCUGCAUCUGGAGUGGAGGUUUUGGCUAAAGAAGCGUCUACACAACAGCAAUCAUCAUCACCACAAUUAUCUGCACAGCCACAACCGAAAGACCCCAAACAGGUGGCCCAGGCAUUUCUCAUGUUCAAACCAUACAUGUCUCAAAUGAUUGAAGCACGUCGCUAUGCUGAGCAGCAGUUGCAUGCCCUGGAAGCAAAUGUCUCUAGGUUAUCGCUAAAGGUAGAGGAAUUUGAGCGGAAACGAGGACCGCAACUACUGUCGAAGGACGUGGAGGCUGUCUAUCAGCCCGAUCCGAGGUUGACGUUGGAAAACAAUACAAAGGAAUUGUGA